Molecule: messenger RNA, 664 nt
Organism: Bicyclus anynana (squinting bush brown)
Lineage: Eukaryota; Metazoa; Arthropoda; Insecta; Lepidoptera; Nymphalidae
Product: homeobox protein Hox-B4-like
Exons: 3
Coding region: 167-664 (165 amino acids)
Biological process (GO): positive regulation of transcription by RNA polymerase II
Cellular component (GO): nucleus
Molecular function (GO): RNA polymerase II cis-regulatory region sequence-specific DNA binding; DNA-binding transcription factor activity, RNA polymerase II-specific
Source: RefSeq, a predicted model, not a curated record
UUUGACAGUUUUUCCAAAAUAUUCUCGUGUUUCUAUUACAGCAUUCCAAAAAAUAAAGCUAAAGUAUUAUUAAUGUAGACUAUCUACGUUAUCCUAACUCCCAAGUCAUUAAUAAGUUUUCAGUUUUUUUGCAAAAUUUUAAUCCAUUUUGAAUAAAUUUUGGGGUAUGGAGUAUUUUAAAACGAACUAUUUUCUACAAAACGAGGGAAAUGAGAAGCAGGAUUUCCACAAUUUCGAGCCCAUGAUGUACCAGGAAGUUAUCAACCACCAGGAGUUUCCGAACUACUUCCAAAUGUUCUACGACUAUAGAGCACCAGAGCAGAGCCAGGUUUCUGAGGCUUGUCCUGAAGAGUGGGAGUGGCAGUGGGGAGAGCCGGUGUUGGUGAAGGAAGAGCAUCUUCAACCUUCAACCGAUAAUAUAAUCUUUAGUGCGGAAGAGCUCCGCUCGUCGCCUCGCAAGGAGCGCACGGCGUUCAGCAAGGCACAGAUCCGCAGCCUGGAGGCAGAGUUCGAGAGAGCCAACUACCUCACACGUCUCAGGCGGUACGAGAUUGCAGUCGCGCUCCACCUCACCGAGAGACAGGUAAAAGUAUGGUUUCAAAACAGAAGAAUGAAGUGGAAACGAACCAAGGGAGCUUCGAAACACACGAAGAAAAAGAAUUAA